This is a messenger RNA of Orbilia oligospora ATCC 24927, 1206 nucleotides long. RefSeq lists its product as uncharacterized. The coding region runs from base 1 to 1206 and encodes 401 amino acids. The transcript is spliced from 4 exons. Lineage: Eukaryota; Fungi; Ascomycota; Orbiliomycetes; Orbiliales; Orbiliaceae. The record is from RefSeq and is a predicted model, not a curated record.
AUGUCUAAAACUACAAUGACCCCCGAGGUCUUCAAACAGAAGGCCAUCGAUUCCCUGCAGAGUUUUGAUCCCGGUCUUAUAUUGCGGGGUGCACAGCUAACGGUCGUGGGUGCAUACCGUGCUCUUCAAAAUCCUCAUCUCUUCAGAAGUUCGCAUUACAAGAAAGCGGCUUUGGCGGUUGCAGCUGGUUUACUACUAAGGAUUAUCGUUGACCUUCCUAUAUUCGGUGUCAAAAUCCUUCUCACCUUCAGCGGUCUCUUUGUCGAUUUAAAAACUCAAUCAUGGGACGAUUGGAUCAUCAAGGGUCUUCAAUUCCUCGAGAAGAACGUCCUUCAGAUUCCCUUCUUUCUUAUGACACUUACCAUAAGACUUCAACGGGAUGCUUUGGAUGAAAUGUUCAUGGAAUCCCUCUCCUGGGUUGACCAAACCUACCUCCAAAAACACCAAAACGACAACCCCUCUACCCUCCGCCCACCAUACCACCAAAACCUCAUCUUAUACCCCAAAAACGGCCCCGCCUCCUCUUCAUCCUCAUCUACAAGAUCCUCUUCAUCCUCAUCACCACCCCAAUCCAAAUCCUCCAAACUCGCCGCCACAAUCGCCCAAAAACAAACCGACUUUAUAAAACAAAUGCUCAAAAAGGGUCUAAUCUCCCUAAUAGUCUACAUCUCCUCCUUAAUCCCCUGGGCCGGAAUCCUCGUCCUACCGGCAGCAAGCGCCUGGUCCCUCCACCCAACCGUAGGAAUAGGUCCAGCCCUCGGAGUCUUCCUAACAGGUCUCUUCGUACCCCGUAAACAAAUGGUCAUAGUCCUCCAAGCCUACCACGCAUCCAGAAGUCUAGUACGAACCCUCUUAGAACCUUAUUUCUCUCGUAUACCGUUCACACCAGCCCAGAAGAAGAAAUGGUACAGAGAAAGACAAGGACUAUUAUUAGGAUUCGGAAUUGGGUUUUAUGCUUUCUUGAGGAUUCCGUUGUUGGGGGUUUUGAUAUAUGGGAUUGCGGAGGCUAGUACGGCUUAUUUGAUCACAAAGAUUACGGAUCCUCCACCUUCUAAACCUAGUAGAGAGGCGUUGGAGGAGUAUGCGGCUGAUCAGGCGGAGUGGAGGAAUAAACAGGAGUUUGUGGCUUUGCCGUUAAGAGAUUUGGAGGAGAAGGUUGGGAGGGUUAUUAGUGAGGUUAAGGAGACGAAGAAGAGGAAGAAUUAG